AUGGAGAUCAACAUUCAAAUCAAGAAUGUGCAAAAGCCGGAGGAUAGGCUCAGCACUUCGGAGUUCCAGCAGGUGAUCGGGCUUGCACUUUGGAGUCCUGCAGGUGAUCGGGCUCAGCGCUUUGGAGUUCCAGAGUUCCAGCAAGCGAUCGGGCUCAGCACUUCGGAGAUCCAGCAGGUAAUCGGGCUCAGCACUUCGGAGUUCCAGCAAGUGAUCGGGCUCAGCACUUCGGAGUUCCAGCAGGUAAUCGGGCUCAGCACUUCGGAGUUCCAGCAAGUGAUCGGGCUCAGUACUUCGGUGAUCGGGCUCAGCGUUCCCUCGACGAGGUGCAUGUGUGUGGGGAACCCAAACUACAACGGGAGUGUUCGCUUGCAGUAUACAGCAGGGGGUGCCGGGGAUACUGAUGAGUCCGGCACUAACAAAGACGCUCAUCGGCUAUCCGUGAUAUGGCAGAAGGACGCUUCUGCCACGCCGAUGGGUUCAAUUUCCAUCGUGAUGGAGUUCUUCGUUACAAAUCUGGACGAAGCGACACCAGGCCUGAUUCGAGGACAGUGUGCUACAGCUGCUCUGACAAAAUUUGUCGCUGGAACCAUGUUGGGUGGCAGGCCUGGGAAGAAACAGUUCAGCUGCCUGCACCGGCUUCGCCCUGAAAUCAGUGUCAUAUUGAACGACGUUACGCAGCCACCUGAAGUGCUGGACUCCUUCCACAAGGUCUUGGGCCGGAGAGAAUGCGUGCUAUGGACGACAGGCAUAGAGAUGGUCAUUGCUGCAGUGUCCUUUGUCGGAUUUGAUAUUCGUCGGAGCCCGCUGGUCCUCAUCGUCAGCUCCGUUCUCCUCCUGUUAGCAGCCAUUGGGUUUCACGGUGCCCUAGUCGUGAGCCAGCUUCACAUCUUCAUGCACAUGCUUCUGGCGACGUCGAUUCCAGCAGCAGUCUGCAUCAACUUCGCAGUCGAAGACUUUGCAGGUGUGUUUGAUGGCAAGAGCCAGACACCAUCUUGGCUGUUGCUGCUGCUCCUGACGCUUCCAUACGUCGUGUUCCUCUGCCUUGCGCUGGUGAGCUUCAUGCUGGGAAUUGCGGUGGCUGAGCUCAAGCAGAAAAUAGCUGAGGAGAAUUCGAGUGAUUUCAGCAGCGACGGUUUGGAAGUCAUGGCUGAACGUGCAGCUGGGCAGGAUAUCUGCUGCAUUUGCGUGGCAGUGCCAAAAGACACAGCUCUCGUGCCAUGUGGUCACAAGGCUAUGUGCUGGAGCUGUGCUGAGCAAGUUCGACUGCGAGGACUCGGGUGCCCUGUGUGUCGAGCUCCGAUUUCCGCAGCCAUGCGGGUCUUUGAUUCUU
This is a messenger RNA of Symbiodinium necroappetens, 1333 nucleotides long. The record is from the annotation of a GenBank genome assembly. NCBI's taxonomy places the organism in Eukaryota, Dinophyceae, Suessiales, Symbiodiniaceae.